This is a messenger RNA of Pecten maximus, 4885 nucleotides long. Its product is annotated as lachesin-like. Gene Ontology annotation, biological process: synapse organization. NCBI's taxonomy places the organism in Eukaryota, Metazoa, Mollusca, Bivalvia, Pectinida, Pectinidae. Gene Ontology annotation, cellular component: neuron projection membrane. The transcript is spliced from 8 exons. The record is from RefSeq and is a predicted model, not a curated record. Bases 756 to 1652 code for a protein of 298 amino acids.
CUGCUAAAAACAGGCACUCCUCUGCAUGUGGUUCUGUCAAAAACUGGUCUCUAAAUACGUGUGUCACUGCAAAGUAGCUUGUAUAUCAGUGUAACAGGCGCUGACACUUUUACAGACCAUAACGACAGGUGCGCGAUCAUCUCCAAUCAUCGCUGUAACCUCUAUAUCAAACGUCAACGAAUUUCUGCUCCAAUUAGUUCUGUUUGAUAAACGGGAAAGAUCAGUUCUCAUAACUUGUGGAUGGUUAGUGCUUAUAGUAGAUAGAGGGUCUAAGCGGCCCGUCCUGGUCCGCGUGGCUGAUAUAUACAUACAACAAUACCAAUGCUUAGCUCUCAGCUAUGCAGUCGAUAUUUGCAAAUGAAAACUCCCUUUUCACGUUUGAACGCCCAUAUCCCGUACAUGCGUGAGGUAUAGUCAACUGGCGAUACAGUGUCGUAGUGUGGGGCAAACACAGGCGAUAAGUCGGCUCAGCUUCAGUCUCUCUGGAUCAUUUUGGAUUUUAAUCUCACAAAGGAUUCUAUUAUCAUUCGUUCUGUAUUUUGUUAUGACUUCAUAUUUCCUGUCAUAAACUACAAUAUAUAUAUAUAUAUUUAUAAAAAAAAAUUCUGUUUGUGGAAAACUUCUAUGAUGGCAAAGCAUGGAUUCGCGUGUUUUUAAGAAGGGACGUCGGAAGCCCGCGUUGCUGUGUUGUGUGUUGAAACUUCAUGGAUAAUUAUGUGAUUAUUAAGCAUAUGAAAAUUCUACGUUGAUUUAAAAUGACUGCGGAGUGGUAUCUGGAAUUGAAGUUGCUGUCUGUCGCUUUCAUCGGAUUAUUCACCUCUCUGUUACUGGGUUUUCUCACCAGUGCUAGUGCCUUUCCCGAAGAAGAAAACAAAAAGAUUCCAUUUUUCAAUCCACGUCCUACAAACGUUUCUUACAACACAGGUGAAACCGCCGUCCUCUUGUGUUCCGUGAUGAAUGUCGACGCCCGAUACGUCGUGUGGCGACGAACAUCGGAGCCCAACCCUAUCAGUUUAGGGGAGUACAUCUACAGUCCCGACCCACGUUUCAACGUUAGUAGGAACCCCCGGAGACACGAGUGGAAUCUCCGUAUCCGGGACGUCAAACUCACGGACGGAGGCGUGUACGAAUGCGCCAUCUCAUCGAGAAAGAAGUACAUUCGCCACGUAUUACUCAGGGUUUACGAGCGGCCGACCACAGCCAAACCAACCGUUACUAUGACAGGUUCAAAGUACGUGAACAAAGGGGAGACAAUCCGAUUACAGUGCAAUGCAACGGGCUCAUAUCAUGCCCCUGAUGACAUAGACUGGUUUAAAGAUGGGAACAAAUUAAUUCCGAGUGUUACAAACAAUAUAAAAGUUAAUACUCAGCUUACGUACGAGAAACGGACACUAACCAGUAUGCUGGAGGUCCAACACACUAAGUUAGAGGACGCCGGGAUUUACGUGUGUCGCAGCACCGACCUGGAGAUCGCCAGCAAUCACGUGCACGUGCUGGAUGAAGGGACGUCACGUAAAAACGUCAAAAGAGUUUCCGGUACGUCCAAUGGUGGAAAAAAUCACUGCUGUUUAACAUUCUCCAGCCAUUUUGCAGGAAUAUUAGCCGUUUCAUUGACUAUUAAUUAUCUGAUACAGCAGCUCGCGAAGACGUGACAAACCCUUUAUGGAUAAACACAGGAAGCUCACCCACACGUGUUUCAAUUACGUCCAUACAAUAUGCAAGGGAGCAGCAAGUAAUGAAAGAUUAAUUUCCCCUGUGUUAAUUGGUUAAUUCUGUUAAUAAGAUAAUAAUACAAUAUGUAUAUUAAAAUCAAUUGUUUAUAAUUUGCUAGUAAUUGGACUUCAAUGACUCAACUUGAUUUUUUUUAAAUAUCUUUUUCAAUUUUUCAUUGUUUGCUGUUUUAUGUUGAUGUAUCACAUUACUGGCCAGUUGUUCGACAUUUACUCUAUACAUAUAUGUGAUAACCAAGUCGUCAUAUUUCGGAAUGGUAAAGUCAAUAAGGUAAAAUAUAUUUGUAUUAAUUAACAAUGGCAUAGGUCAAUAUCUUCUCGUAUUCGAAAUCCAAUUGUUCUGCUCUCGAUAAACUUCUCUUUUCUUCAGAAAAUAGAAGUAUGUCGAAAUCGAACAUUAGGGCGCCAUACCAACAACUCAUUAAACAUUUAUCUGAUACUUGUGAUACGUAUCAACUUCUACACAGAGUUGUUGUUCCUUUCGCAUUUUAUGGAUUAGGAUGUAAGGAACGAUAAUUCUCAAUAGAAGCUGGAUACGUAUAUCAAGAACGAAACCCUUGGAUUACAGAGAUGCUUUGAUCUAAUACUUAACCUUUAGCUUAAGUAAUAAAAUGAAAAAUAAUAAGUUCAUUUCUGUAUAGACAUAUUGCUAUAUAAUGUAUUGAACAUAUGAUAAACAUGAUUAUAUGUAGUUCACUAAUAGUUAAGUUAUCAUUACUUUAGUAGCCAAUUAUGAUAUUUUAUAUGAAAUGUACAGUCUACAAUGCAGUAUGGGUUCAUUGUUUGUAAGGUUUAUGUGAUACAUGCCUUUAUGUCGUACGAUUGAUUCCGUGGUGAAUAUGAGCUAUUUGUAUGGACGUGCGUGAGGAUGUCGGUAUGCACUAACUAUGUAUAGGUUGUAUAGUAGGUAUAUGUAUGUAGAUAUACAUUUACAUCAACGUUUACGUCAGGUGUAAAUGCAAACAUCUCUAAGCGAUUUAUAUCAACAUUUUAGAGCUGACAGACUCUGAAACGAAGUCAGAUUAACUCUUCUAUAUCACAUACAAAGUACGAUGUAUAUAGCAUACAAGCAAAAUAAACCUCCUUUCAAGUGUGAGUGUGUGUUUUUAUUAUAUUUUUUUCUCUCUUUUUUUCCGUCUCCUGGUGUAUCGGUACUUAACGUAGACAAACCAAUACAUAAACGACAACAUGCACGGUAAAUGAACAAUGGCAUUCGGCAUAUUUUCUAUUUUAUCUUCAGUAUGUUUUAGCUAUUUAAGUACAGUAUUUAUCCAUUGACAAUAUUGUAUUGUUGAUUCUUUAGCACACGUGCAAAAACAUCUAUAUAGAGCCAUUGUGUUGAUAUUGGUUUACGAUUAACAUUAAUAUGCAUUUUGUACUGAAGAAGUAGAGUUUUGUUUGAAACAUUGUGCCGGAUGUUUCUUGUUUUCUAUGUUCUUCCUUACUUGUUUUGUUUCUUUUUCUUUCAUUGUUUCUUUCCUUAUAUUUUUUCAUCUUUAUUGAUAUUUUAUUUUCUAAUUAAAAAAAACCAUCCACGUUAAACUUAAUCUUUGAUAUCAACAUGUAAAACCCCACUUUGCGCCACACGAUCUUCAUAAGAUAUUGUUUUAAUAAUGUUAGUAAAAAUGCCCUCAUCAUGUCGGCUUCUACUUACAUACUUUAAACGAUAUUAAUUCCACAAUAUAUAUGCAAUAUUUGUCUACCUUGCAUUCUUUUAAAAAUUGACUGAGAGCUGUCGUAGUAUAUAUAUAAAUAUUGCAUUGACCAUGUUAUUAGAAAACGACAUGUUAAUAAAAGAACUCUUUGCGUUUAAAAGCCUGAAUAUUUCAGUCUUCAAACAUCUUUGUUAUUCGCCUUAGUAUAUCAUAGUAUGGUAAAGUUUAGACAAAUAUUUCAUACUUUCAUACAUAUGUCAUUUGGACGAAUAUGAAGUUUGUAUUCAUAAUGAGUAUUUUGUACAAUAUAAUGAUAAUAGUGUACGUUUUGUGUUAUAUUCUGUAUAGUAGGAUGUGAAGGUAGCGACAUAUAUAAUGUUGUCUCUAUUGACUAAUGUGUUGGAUGGAUCACAUGUUUAUCAUCAAUCUUACUAUGGUUAGUUACAACCCGAAUGAAUACCAAAACAUAUUUGUUUUUAUUACAUAACAAUUCUUAUGUCUUAUAAUAACAGUGAACACGAUGAUUAACCUCCUUCCAUUAGCAUGCGAAAACACUCAUUAAAUCCCAUCGCACGUAUAAAUGCAUCAUGCGUGAGUGAACCAUUUAUAAGAAUCACGUGAUAUGAUCAGGUGCUCGGGAAGUGUAUUAACUACCACGUGACAACCAUCGUGAGAUCACAUGACAUCGAUGAAAACGCCCACAUGAUAUCUGAAUUAUGACGAGAAUGGUAGUUGGUUUGGUACCGAGACAGUUGUGUAGGAUCUAUAUUACCAAUUGCAUGAUUACAUAACAUGACAGUUAAGAUAUGUAACUUAAAGCUCAUCUUAUCUUUAUCUCAAGAAAUUUGCUCGAAACAAUGGUUUUGUAGUGUCUGAAUUAUCUAUCUUUUUCUUUUGUCGCAAAUCAUUGUUAUGUUUAGUUGAUAUUUUUCUCAGUAGUUAAAGGUAUCUUUGAUUGCUUUUUUCCAUGUCUUCCGAUGAACAUAAUAAGUAUCUGAUUUGUCCGGAGGAAGGCAAAGCAUUUUUUUAUCGCCUCUCAUUUGUUGUUUAAAAAUAAAAUACAUAAAUUUGCAAUGUAAGAUGAAUUGCUUAUAUCAAUACUCAUAUUAAUAUCUUUCAUGCUUAUUACAGCAUUCAUAUGCAGAGAUUAUAUAAGUUUGUAUGCAUUUGUUUACUUUUCAAAACCAAAAAAGUAAAAGCUAAUCAUACCUGUUCUGUCAAGUUCAUGCUGAUCAUGGAUCUGUUCAUGCACGGCCUGGCUAGUCUAGAUUGUCUGUGUAAAUUCAUUCUUUGUGCGUAUGUGUGAUGGGAUUGGAAGGAAAUAUACCUCAAUAUAAUUGUACAUGUUCGAUACGCAAAUAUAUUUUCUUAUAUGAUGAGAGAAACGCAUUAUUGUAAUUAGUUUAACUGUCAGUCAAUAUCUAAAAAUUGUUGUGACUGAAAUAUUAAUUUUUAUCAAAUAUGUAUAUAAAAUGUAAAAUGAUUUGUACGAUUGAAUCA